GAAGGAGCCCUGGAGGAUCUGUUUCCUCUGACAGACCCCACAGGCUCCAGCGCAGUUGGUGCUCUGCGGUGUCAUGCCCCGGGGCUCCCGGGCUGCGCCGAGCUGGGCGCUGUUGCUGCGGCUGCUGGCCCUGCUGCGGCCCCCCGCGCUGAGCGAGGCAUGCAGCUGCGCCCCCACGCACCCCCAGCAGCACGUCUGCUACUCGGCGCUUGUGAUCCGGGCUAAAAUCGCCAGUGAGAAGGUAGUUCCUGCCAGUGCAGACCCUGCCGACACCCAAAAAAUGAUCCGGUAUGAAAUCAAACAGAUAAAGAUGUUUAAAGGGUUUGAGAAAGUCAAGGAUGUUCAGUAUAUCUAUACACCUUUGGAUUCCUCCCUCUGUGGUGUGAAACUAGAAGCCAACACCCAGAAACAGUAUCUCUUGACUGGUCAGGUCCUUAAUGACAGAAAAGUCUUCAUCCAUCUAUGCAACUACAUAGAACCCUGGGAGAACCUGUCUUUGUUGCAGAGGGAAAGUCUGAAUCAUCACUACCAGCUAAACUGUGGCUGCCAAAUCACCACCUGCUAUACAGUGCCCUGCACCAUCUCAGCCCCCAACGAGUGCCUCUGGACAGACUGGCUAUUGCAGCGGAAGCUCUACGGGUACCAGGCCCAGCAUUAUGUUUGUGUGAAGCAUGUUGAUGGCACCUGCAGAUGGUACCAGGGCCAUCUGCCCCUCAGGAAGGAGUUUGUGGACAUCAUCCAGCCCUAGGGACCAGUGGCCACCACAUCCCGAGAGUUCCGAAGACCAAGCCAGUUCUUCCCUGCAGACCUCUGACCAUCACCACCUGCCUCAUCACCACCAGACACUGGGAAGCAUCAAGUGGACGAUCUGCCAGGGCUAAGGCAGGGAUGGGGUCACGUUAUAGCUUGUAUCCAGGACUCCAGCCCAGAACCUGUCGAGCUAGGAGAGGUCACAUGCCUUUUGUGUCCUGUUCUCAGCCCUUUUCCCCUGCUUCCCAACUACUAUUAGUCUAGCUUGUUCUUUUACUGAGAGUUUCCCCUUGAUUCUGGCUCAGUUUAUUUGCCAAAGCCAGGACUAUUUCCUUUUCUCCCCAAGAAAAUGUGUUUUCUUUUGUCUUAACUGAUUUGAUAGGGGAGAAAUGGUGAAUAUUAUACAUAUGAAAUGGUGUAGUUUUGUGAUGUGCAACAUCAGAAGGUGGCUGACAGUAUCAUAAACAGGCUGAUUUGGGGCAAUGAGAAGAACAACAUACUGUGGCUGAGUAUCCUCUACCCCUCCUGCCUCAACUCAUCCUGAUCCUCUGAGAUGCUUUCAUCUGUUUAGGGGAGUGAUUUGGGGCCACAGAGUCACUCGAUAUGACAGCUAGAAGGGUCUGACCUCCCUCCCCAUGCUGGAGUCCCCUCUAUACCAUUUCUGCCAGAGGGUCCGACCCAGUUAACUCACCUCUUUAGACAGGAAUAGACUUAGAUAUUGACUCUCCAGGUUAACGAUCCCCAGUGCCCUCAACUGAUGUCCACAAGGGUUUUUUCCUCUUUUAAAGAGUACUUCUCUACUAGAUUACUAAUGUUUUUAUUCCCACUUCAGAGCUCUUUUUAAUACCAAAACGCCUUUCUCUUAUAGAAUUUAAAUCCCCCUUCAUCACAUUUUUGACACCCCAGAGAGAUCUUAUGAGAUCCUCUCUUGAGGGCAAAUUUAGGAUGAAGGACAGGAGAAAAAUAACGUAAGGGCCCUUGGGGGAAAAGAAUGGUAGGAGGGAAAUAUACUUUACAACUGUAGUUUUUUUUACAGUGGCCAGCCCUGUGUAUGUGUCAUAGCAGGAAAAAGCCAGCUUUGAUA
This is a messenger RNA of Trichechus manatus latirostris (Florida manatee), 1834 nucleotides long. RefSeq names its product TIMP metallopeptidase inhibitor 4 (gene TIMP4). Bases 74 to 748 code for a protein of 224 amino acids. NCBI's taxonomy places the organism in Eukaryota, Metazoa, Chordata, Mammalia, Sirenia, Trichechidae. The transcript has 5 exons. Gene Ontology annotation, cellular component: extracellular matrix. Gene Ontology annotation, molecular function: metalloendopeptidase inhibitor activity; protease binding. The record is from RefSeq and is a predicted model, not a curated record. Gene Ontology annotation, biological process: negative regulation of membrane protein ectodomain proteolysis; negative regulation of endopeptidase activity; response to cytokine.